ACUUAACGAACACCAUAGUAAACACAAUUAAAUAAGGUCUCUUCUCUGAGAUUGAGACCCUGUUUUUGUUCUCUAAGUAUCUGCGUAUCAUCAGGGUCCCAGCUUCCUCCACUUCCUCUGUUCCCCCUGGUUUGGGUGGACCCAGGCCCUCUGGAACAGGAACUAUGUCAGCUGGGUGGCUACGGUCAAUCGAUCCAUGAAAGAGAGAGGCCACAGAGGCAGGUUGAAAUGGUUGUCAUCAGCACUGGGAUGGAGCCUUUAAUUUGUCCAACUUUUCUGUGUUCCCGUGGCAAUUUCCGGUUCUUUAUUUCAUUUGGUCUUCCUGUCAACCCGGGAGGGAGGCUGGAUUCUUUGCCCUAGUGGAGUCCCAGAGAGGUUGAGCGACUGGCACAUCGUCACCCAGCCAACUGGGGCGGAGUGGGACUCGAGGCCGGGGUCUAUGCACUGGGGCUCGCGCCCUUGACCAGUGAGAACCCGGCGGAGGUGGAGCUGGUGGAUGCCAACUGCCCUUUCUCUGUCUCUCUCCCUCUCCCUCUGCCCCGGCAGUGCCUUUGAAGAUAAUAGUAUGAAGCUGCGGCAGCUGAAACUGGACAACCAGCGAGCCCUGCUGGAGAAGAAGCAGAGGAAGAAGCGUCUGGAACCACUCAUGGUGCAGCCAAACCCAGAGGCCAGGCCGCAGCGCUCCAAGCCCAGGGACGGCGAUGAUCAGACCCCAUUGGUGGAGCCUCCCCGGGUGUCUGGGCCCCCCAGCCGGCUGCUUCUGCAGGGCAUCGAUGGUCCAACCGCCUUCUUAAAGCCAGAGACCCCCGAGCCGGAGCCCAGACCUCUCAUCCCGUCGGAGGCAUCGUCUGCUGCAGAAGCUGGCCCCGGGCAAUCACCCCCCAGGGCUGACCUGCAGGAGAUCCUGCAGCAGCAUGGAAUCUCAGCCAGCCUGAACUUCGACGAGGAGGUGCCCGAAGGAGAAGAAGGUGUUGGAAACGAGUCGGGGUCACCACCGCCCCCGCCGUAUGCUGAUCCCGAGCGCCCCAGCUCUGCAACCAGCCGCAAAUCUACCCCGGACCCAGGUGGGUGUGGCACUGUCCCCUUCCCUGCGGCCACAGCCGGAACUCUGGGGGAGGUGGAGAAUCUGGAAGACUUUGCGCUGCGUCCUGCCCCCCAGGGCAUCACGGUCAAGUGCCGCGUCACUCGGGACAAGAAGGGUGUGGACCGUGGCCUCUACCCCACCUACUACAUGCACCUGGAGCGGGAGGACAACCGCAAGACAUUCCUUCUCGCGGGGAGAAAGCGGAAGAAGAGCAAGACAUCCAACUACCUCAUCUCCAUCGACCCCACUGACUUAUCCCGGGAGGGGGGCAGCUACGUUGGCAAACUCAGGUCCAACCUGAUGGGCACACGGUUUACAGUGUACGACCACGGGGUCAGCCCGGCCAAGGCCCAGGGACUGGUGGAAAAAGCCCACAUCCGGCAGGAGUUGGCAGCCAUCUGCUAUGAAACCAACGUGCUGGGGUUUAAGGGCCCCCGGAAAAUGGCCGUGAUCGCCCCCGGCAUGAACCUUAGCCACGAGCGGAUCCCAUUCCGACCGCGCCACGAGCACGAGAGCCUGCUGUCCAAGUGGCAGACGCGGAACGUGGAGAACCUGAUUGAGCUGCACAACAAAGCCCCUGUCUGGAACGACGACACCCAAUCCUACGUCCUCAACUUCCAUGGCCGGGUCACCCAGGCCUCCGUCAAGAACUUUCAGAUCGUCCAUGAGAAUGACCCGGACUACAUUGUCAUGCAGUUUGGGCGAGUGGCCGAAGACGUGUUCACGCUGGACUACAACUACCCUAUGUGUGCGCUCCAGGCCUUCGCCAUUGGGCUCUCCAGCUUCGACAGCAAACUGGCCUGUGAGUGACCAGUGGCCGUGGCAGGCCCAGAUCCUGCCUCUCCCCGGCACUCCUAGGGCCCCCGCUCAGAGCUGAGCCCUGGAGAAGAGGCUCCCUUCCGUCCUCCCCCGGCUGGCACGGUGGGGAUCACAGGAGCCCCUCCCUCUCGGCCUGAAUCCCAUGGGCCCCUCCUUCUCGGCCUGAAUCCCAUGGGUGUGAGCCUGAUUCCUGGGACAUCCCUGGAUACCACGGACUCAGGCGCCCUGCCCCAAAAAACAGGGACUUAGAACCGGACACGGACUCCGACGGUUUAAAGGGUGUGUGCCAAGCUGGGCUGAUGGUGCCCCCUGCCACGGUCCUGGCCCGCAUCCUGCUGGGGCCAGAAUUGAGCCUGCCAAGGGCUGGACUUGGAGUCAGCAUCUUACUUCUUCAUGCACCUUUAGAGUGCUUGUCCUGGGGACAGGGGAGGUUAGUUGAGAGGGUUCCUGGAGCUGCCAGCACCUCACCCAAAGGGGUGUUUCCAGGGAGCCUUUCUCCGAGAGCCCCGCGGCCCCAGGAAGGCUUCCUCCCAGCAUUGCAUGCUGGAAUUGGUGGUCUUCUAGCCUUCACGUGGAUUGGAUUCUGUCUAGUGGAGCCGGUCCCCAAGGGGGCUGCUACGCCUCGUAGGUUCUGUGAUGGCAUCACAUCCUGGGAGUUGUACUCUGUGGCCUUGGCGCUGGGUUCUGUAGAGCUUGUGCUGUAGAUAGCAUGGCCUCAGUAGGCUGGCUGAGCCUGGGCUGGGCCUGCAUUGUCCUGAUGGAUGCAUCAGACAGAAUCUGCUCCCGUCGCCUUCCAACCCGCCACGUUGUGUCCCUGCCAAUGCAAUGAAUCAUGUGACCUUCACCUUGAUCCUCCCUCACCAGUCCAUGGCCAAAGCUCACACAUACACUUCUUCCCAGUCUGGCCUGCCCCCUGAGCCACUUGCCCAUAUGCUGGGGUGCGUGCAGAGGAUGGGCCGACGCCCUUUGUGCUUCCCAGACUGUCUCCCUGUGGCUGUUUCCUGUCUCCUGUCUGCGCCAAGAGCUGAAGUGUUUGGGGAGGCCAGGGAAGCCGUGGGCCAACCCACACCCUACCCUGCUCCCUGCCUUGCUCGAGGAGAGCUGGCCAGGGAGGAGAGCAGCCUUCCACCCCAGGCCUGCCCACCUGUCCCUACCAGCACCCCUCCUGCCUGCCCCCAGCCUGCUUGCUCUCUGGUCCGCAGCCUCCAGGAGGAGAGCAGGGGGCAGGGACUGCAGACCCAUCCCUUCCAUGCCCUCCCCUCACAUACUCCCAGCCCCCGCGCUUAGCAUUGCUUGAUUGUGCCGAGACAAAAGCCUCCUGCUGCUGACUGGGUUUUUCCUGAAAUCCUAUUUAUAACUUUUGUACGUUCCGGCAAUAAAAAAUAAUUUAUAGGAAAA
Messenger RNA from Tachyglossus aculeatus (Australian echidna), 3301 nucleotides. It is a transcript of the gene TULP3, whose product is annotated as TUB like protein 3. Lineage: Eukaryota; Metazoa; Chordata; Mammalia; Monotremata; Tachyglossidae. Bases 497 to 1894 code for a protein of 465 amino acids. The transcript is spliced from 10 exons. Gene Ontology annotation, cellular component: cilium. The record is from RefSeq and is a predicted model, not a curated record. Gene Ontology annotation, biological process: protein localization to cilium.